Molecule: messenger RNA, 2070 nt
Organism: Xyrauchen texanus (razorback sucker)
Lineage: Eukaryota; Metazoa; Chordata; Actinopteri; Cypriniformes; Catostomidae
Product: C-type mannose receptor 2-like
Exons: 6
Coding region: 559-1713 (384 amino acids)
Source: RefSeq, a predicted model, not a curated record
CGAGAAACUCUCAUGAUCUUUCAUUAAACCAUUUGUUUAUUUAAUAUAUCUGUGACGUAAUGAAGCUAGGAAGCAAGUUGCAAGUUGACAAUUAGUUUAUUGACAGUCAAAUUGAGAAGAUAGGGAAAAAGUCCGGGGUGAUGGUCUAGUGGCGCAGAGUCUCCAAUGGUCAGAUGAUCGUGGUGAGAAGAGUGAAGAGAAGUGUUGAACAGACACGGCGAAUCCGGGUAACAGCAAACAGGACACGAAACAGGGACAACGAGAGAACUGGACUGGAACUCUGAAGAGCGAACAACACCGGACAUCACAAACAACGAUCUGACAAGGAGAUGAGAGAGUGGUGAGAAUUUAAAGGGAAUGGGAAUGAGUAACAGCUGGUGAGAGGAGUGAUUGCGGCAGAGCGCUAAUCAUGGUACAAACAACACGCCCACACAUUCACGCACCCACACAACACACACUAAGAACAAGGCACGAGACAAGGAAGAGACAUAGGAUUAAAUACCGUGACAAUAUCUUGAAUUAAUCUCUGAACUUCAUACUUUCAUAUCUGAGAUUUUAAUGGUCUGUAUCUCCUCAGAAAUGGAGCAAAAAACAUUCAUCACUUUUAUUCUCUCAGCUGUCUUCAGUUCAUCUGCAUGUGUUGCACGUCAGUAUCACUUUGUGAAUCAGAAUUUGAACUGGACUGAUGCUCAGAGAUACUGCAGAGAGAAUUACACAGAUCUGGCCACCAUCAACAACAAGAAUGACAUAGAAGAUCUGCUGAAGAGUGUGAAUGAUGGUCAGAUUCAGUAUGUCUGGAUUGGACUGCAGAAGACAGUCAGUUAUAAAUGGAAGUGGUCUCUGGGUGACCCUGCGUUCUACACAGGAAAUAAUUCACAGUAUCGUAACUGGACACCGGGACAACCGAAUGGUGAUGGUGACUGUAGUAACAUGUAUACUGGACAAUGGAAUGAUUCCCCUUGUAAUAACAUCUUACCCUUCAUAUGUUACAAUGACAGCAGUAAAGGAUUCAUCCCUGUACUUCAGACAAUGACGUGGAGAGCUGCUCAGAAUUACUGCAGAGAGUAUCACACAGAUCUGGUCAGUGUGAGGAACCAGACUGAGAAUCAACAGAUUGAGAAGAUCAGGAAUGAUGCAAACAUAACAUCUGGAGUCUGGAUCGGUCUGUUCAGAGACUCAUGGGAGUGGUCAGAUCAGAGUAACUCCUCAUUCAGAAACUGGGGGAAAAACAUACCUGAUAAUUAUGGGGGGAAUGAAAACUGUGCAGUGGUUUGGGUAAAGUCAGACCGUGGACAAUGGGGUGACUGGAAGUGUGAUGGAAAAACUCAGUUUGUCUGUCAUGAAGAUAAACUGGUUUUGGUUCAACAGAAUCUGAGCUGGAAUGAAGCUCUGAGAUACUGCAGAGAGAAUCAUGUGGAUCUGGUGUCAGUUAACUCUGAACAGAUUCAGCGUCAGGUGAUGGAAUUGGCUAGAAAAGCCUCCACUGCUGAAGUGUGGUUGGGUUUACACCACUACUGCGCCAUGAACAUGUGGAUCUGGUUGAGGGGGGAGGUCGUGUGUUAUCAGAAUUGGGCUGCAGGUCACGGGACAGGAGUGGAAGACUGCAGGUAUGAACCGAGAGUUGGAGCAGUUCAGUCUGGAGGAGAUCAGCGCUGGAUCAGCCUUCCUCAAACUCACAAACUCAACUUCAUCUGCACCAACUCUGAAGACUGAAUCAAGCUGCUUUCCUUCAUCUUUACCACCAGUGGAGCCGCAUCUUCAUGUUUGAUGUUUUAUCAUGAAUUGUUUUUAUCAGUGUGUUAGUUCAUUCAUUUAUCUUGUGCUUGUGUGUGUGUAUAAUUUUUUUCUUUAUUGUGGUAUUACAGAUGUAUAUUAAUCCUUCUCAUGUUUCAAAUUCCAACAUCUAAUUAUCAUUUGAAUGUUAUUUUGCCGCUGAAGCAUUUCAAUAAUCAUGUUCCACUUCCUGUUUCAUUAAUAUUUCUGUAUCGAUGAAGACAUUCUUUUCUCCCAAUGUUCUGCUCAAUUAUCUUUCAUAUGUUUUGGGUAUUUUGUGUCUUGAUUAAGUUUGAA